AUGGCCAGCUACAACGAGGUACUUCGGCUAGGCACCGACGUGUUUAGCAACGCUCUAGUCACCACUACUGCUGGCAAUGCAGCCACUCUCCCUCAACCCACCCUAGCAGAUGGGAUGCCCGACGCCGUUAUUGGCGUGGGCUGUUUUAAGAUCAAACUCGCCAAUGACGGAUACUCUCCUACCACACACAAGGCCAAGGAUCUUCCUCCACAGCACGGCAAGCGUGAAGGUCAUCGGUAUGCAUGUACCUGCGGCAAAACAUUCUCUCGAUCCGACUCCCUCAAGCGACACAUCACGUCGAAGUCCGCCGACAUCCCGAAGUAUCCAUGCGAACACUGUGACAAGCACCGGGGCGAGAGAGGGUUCCGCCGUCUCGACCACCUCUUCCAGCACCAUAAUCACUGCCCAGGGAAGACAGCUGUGGACGCAUUUACACAACCCGGUACCGCGUCAGGCCAGGCUGCCGCGACUUCGACCGCGGUCGUUAUCUCAGAAGUCCCUGCACCGGAGACUUCGGCUCUGUCGUAUGGUUGCCCUGAGCCGGGUUGCCCAAAGGAGCACCCGGAUGGCUUUGUUUACAAGGAAGACUUCGACAAUCACCUUACUAGGGACCAUGGCUAUGUCAUUAGAUAUACGCGGAGCGCGAGUUUGCAGCUGUAUGCUGUCCUCGCACCAUCAGGUCAGCCGGAGGCACGCUUCUGGUACGAUACGGAGAAGCAGACAUUUGUGCCCGCGGAAAUCCGCUACUAG
Messenger RNA from Durotheca rogersii, 750 nucleotides. RefSeq lists its product as uncharacterized. NCBI's taxonomy places the organism in Eukaryota, Fungi, Ascomycota, Sordariomycetes, Xylariales, Xylariaceae. The record is from RefSeq and is a predicted model, not a curated record. Bases 1 to 750 code for a protein of 249 amino acids. The transcript is spliced from 2 exons.